AUGUCGGAAAACGACUCAGCCUCAGGCGCGCGCCGUUCGCCUCCUCGGCCGCGACUUCCUUUGCGGCUUUCCGCGCUUCUGCUUCUGGGCUUCUCCUGCUUCCUGUGUCUCUCGUCUGUCUCGCGCGCCUCUGGGUCCGAGGCCGAGUUCUCCGCUCGCGGCUCAGAGGGGUACACCGACAGCCUCGCAUAUGCGGAGCGUCUGUCGCUGAAAGCUCGUGAAAAGAAGGCCAGUUCUCCGACCAAGCUGGGGCACUCGGUGGCCGAGUCCGAGUCUGCAGCAGGCAGGGGGAAGCACCCACGACGAGACAAGCACCGGGAGCAAGCAGGCGCGGCCGCGGACGAGAAGGAGAGGCCGAGUACCGCACGACAACAAAGAGAAGAAGAAGCAGAAGACACAGAGGCGGAGCUCGCAGAAGACGUCGGUGCCGCAGACGCAGAACAGAAGAGAGCAAACGCAGAGGACGAGGUGAGAGUAGAGGACCUGGACGGACCGUCGCCUCCGAUGACUCGUGACUAUGUUCCACGAAUCUCAAACCCAUUUUUUGGUCAGUACUCGCGCAUCACGAAAGGCAAACAUCUCAUCUAUCCCUCUGGACUCCCCUACGUCUACGAUGCUGUCACACCUCCCUCUUCUUCCUCUGCCUCUGCCUCUGCCCCCGCUUCCUCCGCUCAAGGCGCAACGGGGCGCUGUGCGUUUUUCCUCUAUGUACAUCCGUUAUAUCCGACGUACACGAACUCCGGAGACCCAACGCGGGUGCCUGGGCCGAACGGCGGCGCCUACGAGUCUGCAAGUACGCUGUGGUACUGGCAGCUGCGCGAGUUGAAGCGCCGAGGAGAACACGAUGCGGUUGUGCUCUUCUUUCCUCACUUCCACCCCCGGAUGCUGUCUGUUGGGCGCCGCGUCAAGGCGCGGAGCGAGCGCGCGAGCGCGAAGAUGUCCACGGCGCAGGGUGUUCGACAGCACGCAGGCUGGCUGGCGAGUCAGACGCGCGCCGUUCUGCAGUGGCUGGUCGAAGCGACUCCGGACGACGGCGAAGAGAGACGAAGACCGGAGCUGCGCGGCCCGGCGAGCACGGAGUCCGUUGGGGACCUGCCGCAGAAGACGGAGGUGCAGCCUGGGGACGAGGAAGUCGCAGACGAGGACGACGACGCGGGGGGCCUGCUGAGGGCCGCAGGACUCCUGGACUUGCAGGCGAAGUGUCGCGACUGGGAACUCUUCUUUCUCGGGUGGGGGACAGGGGGUUUGUCUCUGCGGGCGAUGCUCUCCCUUGGCCUCCUCCUGUGGACGAACAAGGAAGAGUGGCUGGAGGAGGUGCUCAGACUGCAUGCGUUCUUCGAUCGCUGGGGCGCUACAAGGGAGCGGGAGUCAGAGAGCUCCGAAGACGAAGCCGCGGAGCUUCCCAACUCUUCGCGCAGAGAUCCGCCGCUCCACGCAGCGUUUCCGUCCACGAAGUCCCGAACGCUCGGAAGCCGACCGGAGCCCGACGCCUCAAAAGGCGAGUCCGAGGCGCGACGUGGAAGCAGUCAAGAGUCGCAGCCGUUAGCGGCGGAUCCCGGCGCGGAGGCAAGCGCGUCGACGGCGGGGACGCCAGACGCCGCGAGCUUUGAAGGGCCGCCUGCCCGCGAGGUGCGAGUGCACCUGCGGACGGCCAGUUUCAUCGGAGUUCCACACGGUGGAGUCGGCAGCCGAGUGGGGAAGAAUGUCGGAAUCGAGAAACUCGGGUGGACAAAGUGGGUGUUCAGUUUUGUGCCGCAGGGACUCCUCCGACUGCUCGGAAACACGACAUACCGCCAAGAGUUGCUGCAUGUCGACCCAGACCGCGUCCUCUGUUCGCUCGCCCAGGAGGAGAAGCAGAACUACAGCUUCGCGGCGCGCGAAGGUUCGCUCCUCUCCUACUUCGACACGGUGCUCUUCUACGGCUUCCUCAACACCAAGUUCGACUUCCCGACGCUGAGUCAGCUGGGCCUCAGCGAGGAGUUGCUUCUGACCUCUGAAGCGGCCGAGCUGCUGCAGCACAAUCUGGCGGCCCAGAGUCGGUUCUUCUUCGUGGACAUGAGGCAGACGACGCUCAACAAAGUCGACGUCAUGACAUCGCCGCGGUUCGCCCCUCUGAUCCUCGACCGAACUGCCUGCGGCACGCUGUCUCCGCGGAACGUCUACAGCUUCGUGCUCAGGGUGCUGGAGGUCGUCAACGGACGGCAAACACCCCGGCGCUUCCUGCCGCGGCGGUACGUCGCCCUCAAAGGCAGCAACUUCUACGAUACGCCCGACGACGCGUCCUCGUGGACGCGACUGCUGAGACACAAACGGAAACACGAAAACGCCGCAGCCGCCAGAUUCGUGUACCUACACCAGGCAGUGCGCAUGAUGCAGCAUGCAGACGCCCAAGACUUCCCCUUCGACGACGACCGGCAUGACGCCAUCGCGGGAGCUUGGUUCUACCGCAGAGCGUAG
Molecule: messenger RNA, 2457 nt
Organism: Toxoplasma gondii ME49
Lineage: Eukaryota; Apicomplexa; Conoidasida; Eucoccidiorida; Sarcocystidae
Exons: 2
Coding region: 1-2457 (818 amino acids)
Source: RefSeq, a predicted model, not a curated record